CAAAUUCCACGCAAAAUAACUACACUGUCAGCAACUUGAAAAUCAUUUUUGUGCAACGCGGUGAAGUCUGGCAGAGAACGAUCAAAGAUGAGUUCUCUUAGUAGCUAAUGUUAACUGUUGUUAUAGUUAACUGUGUCUUUAUAAAGCCAGGCCCUGGGAGCGAAUUUUUGCGUUCAUAUCUUCGCUCUACGAAGCUGUACUUGAGCGUGCUUUUCAUACGCUCCAUUCACUUUUGAGUGACAUUUUGAAGAAGUAAAUUCAGGUAAUUGACGUAAAUUCAAGAAAAUGUCGAGAAAGACCUCGAAGGGUGGUAGUAGUAAUGUUAACUUUCUUCGUCGCCGUUCUACCGUUACAAGACGCGGAAGAAAUACAGAGAAUGAUGAACAAAAUCCUCCAGUAAAUGAUACCAAACUCCAGAAAGAAGAACAACAAAGAAUAUUGAUUGGUAAUCUUGUCAAGAGCGGUCAGUUGAGUGUUGAUGAAGCUAUGUCAUUCGCCGACUCGACAGGCCUGACUGGAAAUAGCAGUUCCAGUAUUUCCAACUUUCGCGUGUACAAACAUACCAAAGACAAAGAGCAGACAGAGCGCCAAAUCCUGCAGUUUGAUUUUAACGAACAAACCAUAUCCACGAUCCGAUUGGGAAAGUUUGACAAGCAGAUAGGUUUUGAUGAAAUUCGUGAUUAUGAAAGCAAGGAUGAUUUGAAGUUUUUUAUCGACUGCGGGGAAUAUAAAAUGGAGUGCGACGCCGCUACGGCUGAAGAGAAAAUCAAGAUCUGUGAUUUCUUAGAAGCCAUUGUUUCGGGGAACAAAGACACGCUUCUUUCAUCAGGUAAAAUAAGUCCUUUAUCGCGAUCAAGAAUUUCAACAUUGCAACAAAAAGUUAUAAAGGAAGGACAUGUUGAAUUUGCAACAUUUUUUUCGUGGAAAAAGAGAUUUAUCAGAAUAAAAGAAGGAGAAUUAUCUUGCUACAAAAUCGGCAAAGAGAAUGCGACUCCGUUAAACAUUUUCAAACUUGGCCCCGGGCAUUCUUCUGUCAAAAAACAUGAAUAUAAUGCGUUUAAAGUGUUGGCACAAAAGAAGGAAUAUGUUUUUCGUAUCAUGAAUCCAAAAAAAAUGAAAGAUGUUGAUGCCAUAACGAAAGAACGUGACGAAUGGUUUGCAGCGUUGUCAGAAGCUUUUCAGCCUUCAAGUCCUUAUGUGGAUGGCACAUCUUCCCUGGCGUCUCCUUCGCUACCCAAGCAAGAUAUUCUUAACUCUGGCUUGGAACAAGACAAAUCUCUUAAAAAUAUCGUGGAAUGUUUGCAAAAGGAAUUGGGGCAGUUGAAGUUCAUUAUGAAUGAUUUAGAUGCACCAUCUCACGCCACAGCUCAGAUGGAAAAAAUAGACGACAUUGUGAAAGACUUGAAUCAUCAGAUAAAAGCAAGUUUAUUAACUUGGACUAUGAAUUCAAUGGUAGCGAUGCACAGUACCUCAAGUUUCCCUAUGAACCCUCAUCGUCCUACAAUAUCCAAAAGGAAUGGUGAGAUUUCUUCAAACUCAAAUCUUGAACUUAAUUGCGCUCCAGUUGACGUCACUGACGGUCCAAGAAGGCAUUCGUUGCAAAGAAAGAUUAUCGAUGACGGUGCGUCUACUGAGGUGGAUGGAAAUGUUAAUGAAACUGGUCCAAUUGACGUCACUGACGGUCCUAGAAACCACAUGUUGCGAAGAAAGAUUAUCGAUGACGGUGCGUCUACUGAGGUGGAUGGAAAUGUUAAUGAAACUGGUCCAAUUGACGUCACUGACGGUCCUAGAAACCACAUGUUGCGAAGAAAGAUUAUCGAUGACGGUGCAUCUACUGAGGUGGAUGGAAAUGUUAAUGAAACUGGUCCAAUUGACGUCACUGACGGUCCUAGAAACCACAUGUUGCGAAGAAAGAUUAUCGAUGACGGUGCAUCUACUGAGGUGGAUGGAAAUGUUAAUGAAACUGGUCCAAUUGACGUCACUGACGGUCCUAGAAACCACACGUUGCCGACAAUGAUUGAGGAUGGUGAUGCAUCUACUGAGGUGGAUGACAAUGUUAACAAAACUGAUCCAAGUGAUAUUUCAAACUCAAAACAUGUUCUAGAAUCGAAAAAUGACAACGACAAUCAACAGCUAUCAGCUGAAGUCAAAAGUCAAUCCUCUGCAUCUUGUCAGGAUUCUAGUCUGGAAAAUAAGAAAUUAUCAGAAGCAUUUGAGAAUUCUGUCUCAAAAACUUCAGUUUCUUCAUCGCCUGGCCCACUGUCUUUGUCUAGUGCCUCAAUCGUACCUACUGCCACACCUGUAGAUGGAGGUAAAGUACCACUACUACCAUCACCAGCAUCAUCACCAGCACCACCAUCAGCACUACCACCACCACCUCUACCACCACCACCACCACCAUCUGUGUGUAAGCCAAAGCCGACAAUUCAGUUUCGACAACUCCCUUGGAUAAAGGUUCCCGACAAACUGUUUUCUUCUUCACUGUGGAGUAAGGCCAAAGAUAGAAUAAACGAGCUUGAUGUAGAGAUGAUCAAAUCUCGAUUUAAAGUGAAAAAAGACGAUGCAUUAUCAGAAAAUAUCUUUCAACGAAAAAAUACUCAAAAUGUAAAAAAGAGGACUUUAAUAAUGGAUGAGAAACGUGCGCAAACUUUAGAAAUCUUCUUAAAGGCUGCAAAAUUAAACGCCAAUAAUAUUGAUAUGCGGUUAAAUUGCAUUGAUGAAACAGACGGUUUACCUUUGGAAAAAGUUCAAUUUUUGAAAAGCCAUUUACCAAAACGAGAAGAUAAGAAAAAGUAUAAAGAUUACAAAGAUGGCAACAAAGAUCUCACAAAGGCUGAUCAAUUUAUGAUGAAAUUGUGUGAAAUUCCUGAUCUGAACGAGCGCCUUGAUAUCAUUUACAGUAUUAGGGAGUUUCCUCUUAAGUACAAAGAACUUUCAUCUAUCGUGUCAUUGGUUGUAAAAUGUUGUGAUGACGUUGUUGAAAGCACAAAAUUACGAGUUGUCUUGGAAUACAUUCUUGCGUUUGGGAACAUCCUUAAUAUUGAGAAAGCCCGUGGCUUUCAAACAUCCUCCCUUCCAAAGUUAUACGAAACACGUGACCUUGAUCGUAGUUACAGUCUAUUGCAUCUACUUGUUGAUAUAUUAAAUGAUAAAAACAAAGAUGCUUUGUCUUUACCUGAAGAUUUAUCAAGUGUAAAAGACGUCACCGAAGCUUCAGUAAAAGCUUUGACAGCCGAAGUCGAAGUUUUAUGUAAAAGUUUGCCAGCGAGCAAGAAGUUAGUUCGCAAUCUUCACUCGAAAUUCAACGAGGCAGAUAAAGAAUUUCAUAACGAUGUCAUUAAAAUUUUCAAUGAUUACGAAUUAUCUCUCAAGAAGUUGGAAAAAAGCUGUGACAGAAUGAAUGAAAGCUAUUCAAACAUGCUGAAAUUUCUUGGUGAACCUCCGAAAAAAUAUUCCGAAGAAGUUUUCUCAGACUUAAAUAAAUUUCUCACGCAAUUUUCGUCUGUUAUUCAAGAAAAGAAAAAAAGAAAAAGUGUUUACAAAGUCCCUUCUGGAAAAGAUGGCCUUCAACAGUUAAUGAGAGAACGAGUAAACACCUGUCCACCACUCAAGUCCACAUCUCAAAAAACGCGAACGGAGAAAAAUUGCAGUUAGUCCAACUUAGUGGAAACGUCAAGGAAGGAAUUUUACAGGAGUUAAGUGGAGGCUAACAUGUACUAUGCGAUGCGUCUUUUCCUUAAACAUUAUCUUUAUUUAUAUUCAUGUUAUAAUAUCACAUCGAUGGGGAGAGGUAAGCAACUUAAGAUGUGCCAAAAAAACAACCUUUAGAAUUUGAAAUUGUAAUGAAAAAGAAGGGAAAUCCCCACCUCUCCCUGGCUACGCUUGUAACAUUCAUACCAUACAUCUUCUGUCACUAUGUAUGAAAGUUUUGAUAUUUUUUCCAAUUUUUAGAAUAUACCUAUUCAUUUUUCAUCGUCAUUCUAUUAAAAAUAUUCUUUGGCA
Molecule: messenger RNA, 4002 nt
Organism: Xenia sp. Carnegie-2017
Lineage: Eukaryota; Metazoa; Cnidaria; Anthozoa; Malacalcyonacea; Xeniidae
Product: formin BNI1-like
Exons: 28
Coding region: 286-3654 (1122 amino acids)
Source: RefSeq, a predicted model, not a curated record